Tachyglossus aculeatus (Australian echidna) is the source of this 1995-nucleotide messenger RNA. RefSeq names its product transmembrane protein 52B (gene TMEM52B). The transcript has 5 exons. Bases 792 to 1340 code for a protein of 182 amino acids. The record is from RefSeq and is a predicted model, not a curated record. NCBI's taxonomy places the organism in Eukaryota, Metazoa, Chordata, Mammalia, Monotremata, Tachyglossidae.
CACCCCAACUUCCCCCCGGCCAAGAUGGUGUUCCAGAUGGUUGGGCAGCCAUUCCACUACUCUCCUGGGGUUGGGAUAAAUGACCCAGGACAAGGAAAGGCAUGUAACUGGCGUGUAACUGGCUUCAGAUGCAGGGGGAGGGAGGGGAAACGCAGAGGUCAAUACCGUCACCUUCAACCGCCAAUAGUCUCUCCGGAGCCUUGCAGGGAAGGGGGAGGAUGGACAUCUGCUUCCUGGACAGAGGAGAAAGAGAGGAAGGAGACCCUCCGCUUUGAGCAGCCUUCCUGCCGACAACCCUCUCACCACAGCUGGCCACCCCAGGAAGAAGCCUAUCAGUGGCUCCCGCCAGAAGGUCAAGGGUGUCGGAGAAGGAGAAGGAGAGAGAAAGGAAAGUGAGAGAAGAGUGGGAAAGAAGGGAGGGAAAGAGAAAGAGGUGGAAAGGGAGAAUCAAUCAUUGCAGUGAACUGGGCGCUUGAGAGAGGACAAAACAACAGAGUUGGAAGACAUGGUCCCGGCCCACAAGGAGCUUACAGUCUAGAAGGGGAGGAGAAGAGGAGCAGAUGGAAGAGUAGAGGAGAAGACUCAGAAAGAGCCAGGGAAAAGAGCCAAAAAAAAAAAAAGGAAGGAAAGAAAGAAAGACAUAAGGAGUGAAAGUCAAAGGAGAGAAGUUUUCUAUCGGAGGGGGGCUCUCGUCGUUCUAGCGGCCUGGGUGUAAGACUCGGGAGGGCCUUGGUUGAGACGGGAGAUACUGGUCUGGGGUCUGUGAUCCCACAGGUGCUACCACUCCGGCCAUGGUGACUCGGCACUGGACACUGACCUUUCCCGCUCUGGUGUAUCUGUCCCAGCUUCCUCGGGCGAGAGGCGAGGAAGGCUGUGUGAAUUCUGAGCACUGCGUGACUACCGACUGGGUUCACCUCUGGUAUAUCUGGUUGCUGGUCGUGAUCGGAGGGCUGCUUCUCCUAUGUGGACUGACCUCGGCCUGUCUCCGCUGCUGCCUGAGCCGCCAGCAGACCGGGGAGGAGGCGGGCCCAUCCCCAUACGAGGUGACGGUCAUCGCCUUCGACCACGACAGCACGCUCCAGAGCACCAUCACCUCCCUCCAGUCGGUGUUCGGGCCCAGCGCCCGCCGGAUCCUGGCGGUAGCCCACUCCCACGGCUCCGUGCCCGGGCCGGCGCCGCCCUCCUCCCCAGAGACCCCCCCGGGCUACGAAGAGGCCCUGCACAUGAGCCGGUUCACCGUGGCCCGGUGUGGGCAGAAGCCCCCCGACUUGGCUCCGGUCCCUGAGGAGAAGCAGCUGCCCACCCCGGAGAAGACAGAGGUUCCCCCAUUGGGCCACUGAGGACCCGGCAGCAAUUGCCACCGAGGGAGACCACCCGCUUCCGUCCCAGAACCCGUCACUUCCCCUUCUCAUGGGGCCCAGAGUCUAUUCCCUGAGGAACUCCAAUCUGUACCCCCCUUUUCCAAGCCAAUUCCCAGCUUCAUCUCCCCGGAGCUUAGUUCGGUGCUCGGCACAAAGUAAGCAUUCAAUAAACUCCAUCGUUUGAUUAGGAUUUCUUCCCAGGGACCGCGCCCCUCGUCUCUACCCCAACCGACCUCUCUGACUUAUUCCGACAGUGUGGGACGGAUCACUGACCCUGCCACCAGAACAGAGAAGCAGGAAAUGUCUGGCUAUGGCUACCAUAGGCUGUGGUUGGGCAUCAAGAGCCACCAUCUUUCAGACUGCUCAGUCAUCCCAGCUGCCCUACAGACCCUUAGGUCGCGGGGAGCAGGGCGGGGAAGUGCGGAUGAUACUGUGCCGGUCAUCACCACUGCCCCAGCUCAAAGCCCUCUGAAAUUUUGAAAUCGACUGGCAGGGCGCGGAUGAGCCCGUGCCACUGGGAAAGCCCCCCAGCUGAGGGCCUACAGAGCUCCAGAAUCAUGUGAUAUUUUGUAUUGAUAUCUGAGUCCCCCCCUAGAUUGUAAGCUCGCUGUGGUCAGGGAAUGUGACUGUUAUA